UUUUAAUGUUCUAAUCAUCAACGGAUUAGAAGUGUGGAUGUUCACAAUAUCCCCGUUGCAAAUUUGUCCUCAUAUUGUGUCGCGAUUAAAUUUGCAUAGGCUCCGAUAAGCAAUCAUUGAUCACUGAGAAAUCUUGACGGGUCGAUAUCCCAAUUUCCAUAAUGAUCAUCAAAAAGAACAACUACGAAAUUCCCGACUUCCUCAACGAACAGUUUUUCAAAAAUGUUAUAGCGAAUAAAAUUGGAUCUAAGGAGUUUGAACUAAUCAGCCUGGAUUUUUCACUGGGAUGUAACCCCGGUGAUAAUCAUUUCAGCAGUGUUUACCGUGUGCAAGCUACUUAUAAUGAAAAGGGAUCGGCAAGCCAAGUAGAAGAUCUCUUUGUCAAGUGUGUUCCCUUGGAUGGCGACUUGACAGAAGCAGACAUUUUUGAAAAGGAGAGGCUAAUGUAUUGUGACAUCAUACCGCGGAUUGAGAGCUGCCUAGUAAAUGUAAAAACUGCACCAAAAUGCUACUACGUCGCGACCGAGCCUAUAGGAACCAUGGUCUUUGAAGACAUGAAAAUUGCGGGGUACGAUAUAGCAGAUCGUAUUAACGGGGUGGACAUAAACCAUUGUAAAGUUUUUCUGAAGAAACUAGGCCAGUAUCAUGCCGGUUCCAUGUUGCUCCUGGAAAAAGAACCUUCGUUGAAAGAAACAGAUAAUUUAAAGCAUGGUAUAUUCUCCUCGGUUAGCUUCACCAAAAAAGGUUUAGCAAGGCCAGCAUAUAUGAAUCUCGCAGAAAUGAUCGAGCAUGCAUCAAAAUGGCCUGGCUAUGAAAAAAUCGUGAUUAAACUAAAAGACUUCCUUAAAAAUAAAACUUUCCUCGACAAAGUUGUAGACGAAAUACGAAUCUCACCAGGUGACAUCGUAGGAAUCUGCCAUGAAGAUUGUUGGGUAAACAAUAUUCUUUUCCAAUACAAAGGGGGUUUGGUAACAGAUGCUCUUCUCAUUGAUUUCCAAGGAUGCACUCGAGGGAGUAUAGGGCUUGACAUUAGCUUCUUUUUUGCCGUCGAUGCAGCACCAAAUGUCUUGCGCCAAGGUACAGAUCAAUUGAUUGAAGACUUCUAUUACCCAGCUCUCCGAGCAGCACUCGAAGAAGGUUCUUAUAAGAACAUCCCUACAAUUCAAGAUAUCAAAAAUGAAGUUAAAAAGAAAGCUAUGUUUGGACUUUUCGGUGCAGCGGUGGUUUUAGCUUUAACCUCAAUAGAUAGGAAAGACUUUGAUGAAAAUCCUGUUGAUGCAAUGAAGGAUGAUAAAAAAGCAGAAAAGAUCGCCAAAAUAGCUUGUUCAUCAGAACGAUUCAAAGAAACAAUGAAAAUUUUGCUGAAGGAAUGCGAAAGUUAUGGAUUAUUUGAUUGAUGGCAUUGUUCAACCAACGAACUGUUCUACCAAAUACUCCAUAACCAGCAAUUUCAUUCAGUAUUUCUAACAACGCACUUGGGAUUUGUGAGCUGAUAAUAAAGGUGUGAAAACUGAA
This is a messenger RNA of Hermetia illucens (black soldier fly), 1515 nucleotides long. RefSeq lists its product as uncharacterized. NCBI's taxonomy places the organism in Eukaryota, Metazoa, Arthropoda, Insecta, Diptera, Stratiomyidae. The record is from RefSeq and is a predicted model, not a curated record. The transcript is spliced from 5 exons. The coding region runs from base 162 to 1397 and encodes 411 amino acids.